AUGGGCAAAUCGAAGGAGGAGAGGGCGGCCGAAGAGGCCGCCCAUCUCGAGGCCAUGGGCCAGAAGCAAGAGCUGCACAAGAACUUCUCGUUCCUGUCCUUGCUGGGUCUCGCCUUUGCUAUUUUGAACUCAUGGACAGCGCUGUCCGUCUCGAUGCAAGUGUCCCUGCCUAGCGGUGGCCCCAGCUCCGUGAUCUGGGGUCUCAUUACGGCCGGUGUAGGCAAUCUCUGCGUCUCACUCUCCCUCGGAGAAUUCCUAUCAGCAUAUCCCAUUGCCAGUGGGCAGUACUACUGGACGGCGUGCGUUUGCCCACCCAAGUACCGCGGUUUCAUGUCCUACUUUGUCGGCUGGCUCAGUGCAGGUGGCUGGGUCGCGAUGAAUGCCACAGGCCCGUUGCUGGGUAGUCAGCUGAUUACCGGUCUGAUCUACAUUAUGGACAAGACCUACGAGCCGCAGCGCUGGCAACAGUUCUGUUUGUACCUGGCCUUUGCGUUUAUUGGCUUCUUUGUCAAUGUGUUUGGCAAUCGCCUCCUGCCGAUCAUCGAUAAAGUCGCAUUCUACUGGUCGCUGACCGGUUUCAUCAUGACCUCGAUCACAGUCCUCGCCUGUGCCUCGCCGGAGUAUCCUACUGGCACUUGGGUCUACACGCGCUUUGUCAACGAAACAGGCUGGCCGAACGGCUUUGCAUGGCUGCUGGGUCUCUUGCAAGGCGCCUUUGGCCUCGCUGCAUAUGACUCCGUGGCGCACAUGAUCGAAGAGAUUCCCAAGCCCCGGAAGCAGGGACCUCUCGUCAUGGUCUGCGCUGUGCUGAUCGGUAUCAUGACCGGUUUCCUCUUCCUGUCCUCCGUACUUUUCGGUUCAGGAGGCGAGCGCAACCUGCAGAGCUUGAUCGAUGCUGCGAGUGAGACGGCCCUGAUUACCAUCUACGAAAUCGCGACGAACAACCGCGCCGGCGCCGUGUGCCUGACCAUGUUCCCGCUGAUUUGCAUGGUGUUUACGACGACGAGUCUGUUUACUGCGUCGAGUCGUAUGGUGUACGCGUUUGCCCGUGACGACGGUUUGUUCUUCUCAAAAGAUCUCGCAAAGGUCGAUAAGCAUCUGCACUCACCAGUGAAUGCACUGUGCUUGUCGUUGGUCGGUGUGAUUAUUUUCGGCUGUGUCUACAUCGGCUCGGCUAGCGCAUUCAAUGCAAUUAGCUCCGCGGCCGUGGUCUGGCUCAACUUGUCGUACAUCAUCCCUAUCGGUGUCAAUCUGUUCAGUGGACGCAAGCUGCUCCCUGACCGCCCGUUCAGGCUGCCCAACACCCUGGGCUACCUCCUCAACAUCGUCGGCCUUCUCUACGUCACACUCACCACAGUCCUGUUCCACUUCCCACCCUUCCUACCUGUGACGGGUGAUAAUAUGAACUACUGUGUGGUGGCGUUUGCGAUCUUGGAGAUCUUGUGCCUGGGCUGGUGGCUCCUGUAUGCCAUGCGCCAUUACAAGGGCCCCGCUGUGGAGGGCAUAAUGCCAGGCACCGCGCCAGGCAAGCAGCCUGACGAGAUGCUCGUGACAAAGGCGGAUGGCGAGAAGCCGUUCUAA
Messenger RNA from Malassezia pachydermatis, 1581 nucleotides. RefSeq names its product gaba permease. The coding region runs from base 1 to 1581 and encodes 526 amino acids. Gene Ontology annotation, molecular function: transmembrane transporter activity. The transcript has a single exon. Gene Ontology annotation, cellular component: membrane. The record is from RefSeq and is a predicted model, not a curated record. Gene Ontology annotation, biological process: transmembrane transport; amino acid transport. Lineage: Eukaryota; Fungi; Basidiomycota; Malasseziomycetes; Malasseziales; Malasseziaceae.